This is a messenger RNA of Beauveria bassiana ARSEF 2860, 5472 nucleotides long. Its product is annotated as BP28CT domain-containing protein. Gene Ontology annotation, biological process: maturation of SSU-rRNA from tricistronic rRNA transcript (SSU-rRNA, 5.8S rRNA, LSU-rRNA); positive regulation of transcription by RNA polymerase I. The transcript is spliced from 2 exons. Gene Ontology annotation, cellular component: small-subunit processome; 90S preribosome; t-UTP complex. The record is from RefSeq and is a predicted model, not a curated record. Bases 1 to 5472 code for a protein of 1823 amino acids. Gene Ontology annotation, molecular function: protein binding; snoRNA binding. NCBI's taxonomy places the organism in Eukaryota, Fungi, Ascomycota, Sordariomycetes, Hypocreales, Cordycipitaceae.
AUGGCGACUUCGCUUGCUGCGCAGUUGGCGCAAGUUGCCGCCAAGUCGAAAUCGACUUUGAACGUCAAGGCCCAGAAAGCAGCGCACUCGAAAUCGCUAAUUUGGGAGCCCAAAGUUGCUGCUACACAGAGCCUUCAAACGCUCUAUGUGACUUGCUUUCAAGGCUUCGAAGAUCUCUGCCAAUUGGACGCACGGUUUGUGCCCUUUCAAGGCACCAUAUUUAGCGAAGAGAGCCAAGAUCAAGACCGAAGCCAGCUAACCUCUGCCGAAAAUGCUGAGCUCAACCGCCAAGUCGAAGCCUUUCUACGCCUUGUCGGCGGCCGCCUCCGCCUGAUGCCAGCAAUCAAAGCCGUCGAGUGGCUCAUUCGACGAUUCAGAAUCCACGAGGAAAAUACUGUCUCAUUAGUUCUCGCAUUCCUGCCGUAUCAUUCCAUUUCUGCGUUUGCUACACUACUCUCGAUACUGCCGCGCACAGUUCCUCAGGAGAUCCGAUUUCUCGAUCCUUACAUUCGAUCUCUGACAACCCCGCCCAGAUCAAUUCUCGUGCAUCAAGCCAUAAACCACCCCGAAUUCUUGUCGCUGGUGUCCGAAUACACUCUCGAGUCAUGUCGAAAGCAAUAUCACUAUCCUGCCCUGAUCACAUUCUGGGCCGGACUGAUGACAGAAUCAGUCAAUGGUCUGCUCGACAAGACCAAGUCUGGACGAGCCGCAGUUCAGGCUGAAAAUAUCCAGGCCUUACUGCACCGACUCGGGCCCAUCUUUGCCGAGUCACUUAUGAUGAAGGCGGUACCCAGUCUUCAGAUUGCGUCAUAUAUGGCAAUGACAGUAUUUGUGUCCAAGGGUGGCCUCGAGGACGCUGCGGUGACUGCGUUCAUGCAGCAAACCGUGCUUGGCUGGUCAACUGAGACGAUCCGGCCCGGUCUUGUCUGCCUGACCAUUAUGGCCCAGUUCAGAUCUGCCAAGCAGAUGAACAGUAAGGUUACAAAGGCUCUCAUGAAGGUUCCAGAUGUCGGAGCUCUCCUCGUCGAGAUUGGUCAAGAACGGCGUGUUGACAAGCUUGCCAACGGCCUCUGCUUGGCACUGAUUGAGCGACUCACCAAGAAGGGUGAUUCUCGUGGUCUUUCAACCAUAAUGGCCAUCCUGAGCGGAGAAAUUCUCAAAGAAAAGCAGACUGCUGUUAUCUUCAAGUCUCUCCUACUCACGGCUCUUAAGCUCAACACUGAUAACGACGAGGCUGGGUCACUUAGAAGGGAGCUCGGCUCUGUCCUAAUCGCUCUUUCCCAAAUAUCUGGCAGAGCUGGCGACAUUGUUCAGUCAGUUAUUGAAGAAGUCGAAUUCGAUAUCGAGGAGCUUGAGAUGAAGCUUGACUUAUCUUUCAGAUCUCGCCGACUCCCAGAGGCCACCGAAGACAAAACGGAUCCUACUUCUGCCACUCAACCCGGAAACCGGGACGAUAUUCAAGAGGCUAUUGACGGUGCCAACUCACGUUCUGAAGUCUUGUCGAUUUGCCUUGUGCCUCAGCCAGGCGAGAUAUUCACCGAGUUCAGCCAUCUUUUCUUCUCUAUCGUCUCUGAACAUUCGAAAGACUCGGCUCUGCUUUCUCAAUUCGAGGAAAGCCCCAAGUUGCGCCGGCAAACAGCUCUCAAGGACUGCGGUUUCUACAGCUUCUUCAUCCGCAUUUGGUCUGGGCCGUACCCUGCUCUCGCCCGCACGGCAGCCUUGGAGGUCGUCAAGAAUAACGUGAAAGGCAGCGACGAUCUCAAGGUCGACCUACAGCACUUGAUUCCUUAUUGCGUCACUGCGCUUUCUGAUCCUUCCAAACGGGUCCGGCGUGCUGCAGCAGACCUCAUUGUUAUUCUCUCGAGUCGAUACACCGCAAAAGCCAGCUUUAAAUUGGUCUGGGGCGCAGACACGCUUUAUGGCAAGUCCAAAAUUAGCAAACCUCUGACUUCCGAAGUUGUCAUGCGAAUGCUGCACCUUCAGCUGCUGCCAACUAUCGAAGAAUGUGUGAUGGACCCCGACCAUAUUGCUGUAGUUAUCAAGGGUGCCAUCGAGCUCGGUACAUAUCACGUCAAGCCUGUACCUUCUGUGGAUAAAAAAGACCACCUGUCCUCCUCUGGUAGACUAUCUCUGCUGUCAUUCUUCUCCGAGCAUGCUGUCGCAACCCCAAUACUUCUUGUGAAGGAAAGAUUGCUAAAGCUCUUGAAUGAGGUCAAGAGUGUGAGUGGCACAUCUCGAACAAGAUCUCUGUUACCUGCGCUUCAGUGGUGGGCUGCACUUGGCGAAACGGAAAUCGAAACAAUGUGCCGCGCCGAACACAUUGAGCGAACGGAAGCAGAUGCUCGCUUCGUCGAUAUCGUUGUCCCAAAUGACGCAACUGGUCUUGAAUUCUUCAUCGAGACACUGACCAGCACCGAGGUCAAUGAGAAGCCUAAUCUUGUCCAGGCCAUAUUUGCUCGCAUUCGGAAAAUGUGGCCAUCGAUGAAGGCCGAGUCAAAGUUUACAGUGGCAGCGCAGUUCCUGGAACUAUCACAGCAGUCAGGAGAAGACGACUCUUUCCCAAUUGUGGCCACGGAGGCCUCGGACCUUCUGAGAACCGUACCCCUUACAACUGAUAUUCUUUCACACUUCUUGGAUUCCAUCCAGACUGGUACUAAGAUGAUUACCGAGCCGCCACCAAACAAAAGACGGCGCAUCAGUUCUACUGAUGGUAACCGCGAACUCAUGAUGCAAGUGACCCCUGAGCUAAGUAAGGCUCUACGCAAAGUCACUUUCGUGUUGCAGUUGGUGGACAACUCUGAGCCCGUGAAUCAUCCGGAGCUGCUUGAUGGUCUGUUCACGGCUCUCUCCGAGCUGCAGCACUUUAGAACAGUGGUUGGCUCAGAGCUUGGCUACCUGCAAAACCUCAUUCUUCGCAGUCUUUUGGCAAUGAUGCCCGCUUACAAAUCAAACAAGAAGCUCGGCAUCGACAGCUCUGGUGGCUACGGUGACUUGCUGGUUAACUGCAUUCAAAAGUCGUCUAGCCCUGUUGUUCAAAACGCUGCCCUGCUCCUCAUUGCUAAUCUAGCGACAACGGCUCCUAGCUUAGUGUUGCAUAGUGUCAUGCCCAUCUUCACUUUCAUGGGCGCCUCGGUUCUGCGCCAAAAUGACGACUACUCUGCACACGUUGUUUCUCAAACAAUCAAGGAGGUUGUGCCUCCUCUCAUCGCCAGCCUCCGCAAGGGGCAAAAGAACCCUCUUGCAGGUGCAUCUGAUAUCUUGGUCAGCUUUACAACGGCGUAUGAGCAUGUCCCAUCUCACAGGAGACCAGGCUUGUUCCUCGCUCUUGUGGAAACUCUUGGUCCAAAGGAUUUCCUGUUCGCUCUGGUCAGCAUGCUCGUCAACCGCUACGACGCAAGCGAUGACUUGCUGCAGUUCAGCGCUGAGCUCCUCGAUAGCUUCAGCAUCGAGAUUCAGCUUGAAACAUUGGUGAAGCUUCUUGGUCUUACUGCAGACCUUUUCAAGGCCAAGCCAGGCAUCUCCGCUACUCUUCUUGGAGCCGGCGAAGAUGGUGGAAUCAAAGACGUCAACAAGGUCGCUCUGCGCCAGCUGGCAGCCUUUCCUAGUCUCCUGUCAAGCAAGGCACUUGUGUCGCAGAUUGCCAAACUCGAAGAUCGCGACGAUAUGGAGGCUGCUGAGAUUCGCUCCACGUAUGCUACAUUGCUUGAGAACAUCUUGCUGCUGUCGGAUACCGUCAAGGCCAACAAAGCUCUCCGCACCCGCUGCGGAGUCGCGCUCGCCAAAUUGCUCAACCUCCUGUCUAUUGGUGAAUUCAUCAAGGCCGUCGAAAACCUUCUGGAUAGACCUGACUUGACCCUGCGACACAAGGUACUCAAGGCCCUCGAGGUUCGUGUUGAGUCGGAAAGCAACAACGAUGCUGACGCAAGAAUUGCACUUCUUACGUUCCUUCCUCAACUCACCGCCGUCAUCCGCGAGUCUCAAGAUAUACGCUACAAGCAUACUGCCGUUACAUGUGUGGAUAAGAUUGCAGAGAAGUAUGGCAAGAAAGAUAUAGAGGCUGUGGUAGCUGCAGCAUCUACAAUUGCUGGGGAGCAUUGUCUGGGACAGAGUGAGAAGCUAUUGCGCACCAUGGCACUGCUCUGUCUGACUUCCUUGGUGGAUGUCUUGCAGGAAGCCAUUGUGCCAGUGCUGCCGCUAGCUGUGCCAAAGGCCAUUGCCUAUUUGGAGCAGAGCCUCGAUGCGAGUUCGGUAGAUGAGGAGCUACAUUCGGCCAGUUACGGCCUCCUAGCCUCGCUCGCAGAGCAUUUGCCGUACAUGUUGUCUACAUAUAUGGACGACAUUCUGCGUGUGUCAAACACCUCGGCUACAGCUGAUCUGGAUGCCGAAACCAAUGGCAAUCGCGUGCUCUGCCUCGAGAUUCUUGCCAAGAAGAUGGAUGCUAAGGAAAUGCUGACGGGCUUGGAUCGCGAUUGGGAGUUUGCGCUUGCGGCGGGUCCUUUGGUGAGUAAUAUCUCGCGAUCGCUUGAGAGGCGUGGGGCUUUUACUAACAGCAUUACGCGCCAGGCUUUCUCUGAAUUUAUCAACAUGCUCGGCCUGACCAUUGAGAGUCACUCGAAGAGUGUUGUCGCCAAGCACGCUGGUAUCAUCUCUGGCCUUUUGCUGAAAGCUUUUGAUCUGCGCCGACGUAUCUUUGCGGCCGGUGAAGGUGGGGAGAAGAUGCUACGGCAAGUAUCGGAGCUGGAAGCUGCAGUGCAUGAAAAGGCCAUGAAGAUGAUUUAUAAACUGAAUGACGCUACGUUCCGGCCGGUUUUCCAGCAGAUUGUCGAGUGGCCUGGUUCCAAUAUUCCGAAGUCGGACAGCACGGGAUACGCCUUGCAACAGCUCGCUGUGUACGGGUUCCUGCAGACCUUUUUCGACAACCUUAAAUCGAUUGUGACGAAUUACGCUACGUAUGUAGUAGACGAUGCAGUCAAGAUUCUCGGCAAGAUUCAGCCACAAGCAAAUGCUGAAAGCCGAGACUUGUGGAAACGCGUGCUUGGCACGCUGAGCAAGUGCUUCGAGCACGACCAGGAUGACUUUUGGCAAGCUCCGGCGCACUUUGGCGCAAUUGCGCCCGUGCUGCUGCGACAGUUCCUGCUGGCCCCACAGAUGGACGUGGAAGCCGAUUUAGUGCCUGCGACUGUUCAAUUGGCUGCCGCGGCUGAUUCGCAAAUACAUCAGAAGGAGCUCAAUUCUGGUCUCCUGCAGCACCUGCGCUCCGAGCAGACGGCUGUGCGACUGGCAGCUGUCAAGUGCGAGCAGGCAUUGACGGACAAACUGGGUGAAGAGUGGCUUUCGAUGCUGCACGAGAUGCUGCCGAGGAUCAGCGAGCUGCAGGAAGAUGACGACGAAGUAGUGGAGCGAGAAACGCAUAGAUGGAUCGUCAAGAUUGAGGGCGUGCUCGGCGAGAGCCUGGACGCCAUGCUGCAGUAA